CCCUUCAGCACUUGGCGGGUCAGUGCGAUCACGUCCCCGCUACAGGAGCCCACUUUAUCGGAUAAUAAACCUUUGACAGACUGGCCGAAUCGCGGCUGGGACUCUGCUGAAGCCAUUUUCUGUUUUGGCUAACGACGGACCUUCCUCUGCUAUACGGAUAUGGCUUGGUUUCUGUGCGUGUGUGUGUUUUUGUUCGUGGGCCUUGCUUUGUUGGUGCUACAGUGGAAGCUCAAGAGGUCUGGUCCCCAGGAGCCCCCCCGCCUCCCAGCGCUACCUCUGAUCGGCAGUCUGCUGAGCCUGCGGAGCCCUCACCCUCCGCAUGUGCUUUUCAAAGAACUGCAGGGGAAAUAUGGACAGACGUACUCCCUGAUGAUGGGCUCCCACUGUGUCAUCGUCGUCAACCAGCACGCACAUGCCAAAGAAGUGCUGCUGAAGAAGGGGAAGAUAUUUGCAGGAAGACCCAGAACUGUAACCACAGAUGUUCUGACCAGAGAUGGGAAAGACAUCGCAUUUGGAGACUACAGCGCUACCUGGAGGUUCCACAGGAAAAUAGUUCAUGGAGCUCUGUGCAUGUUUGGAGAGGGCUCAGCCUCCAUCGAGAAGAUCAUCUGUGCAGAGGCUCAGUCUCUGUGCUCUGUCCUGUCGGAGGCAGCGGCUGCUGAACUGUCCCUGGACCUGUCUCCUGAGCUGACGCGGGCCGUCACCAAUGUCAUCUGCUCACUGUGCUUCAACUCGUCCUACCGCAAGGGGGACCCUGAGUUUGAGGCCAUGCUGCGCUACAGCCAGGGCAUCGUGGACACUGUGGCAAAGGACAGCCUGGUAGACAUCUUCCCCUGGUUACAGAUGUUUCCCAAUGCGGACCUGCGUCUUCUAAAGGAGUGUGUGUCAAUCAGAGACAAACUUCUACAGAAGCAAUACGAAGAACACAAGGCAGACUACAGUGACCAUGUGCAGAGAGACCUGCUGGACGCUCUGCUGAGAGCCAAGCGCAGUGCGGAGAACAACAACACGGCAGAGAUCAGUGCAGAAUCCGUAGGCCUCAGUGAUGACCACCUCCUCAUGACUGUAGGAGACAUCUUUGGAGCCGGCGUGGAAACAACCUCCACCGUGCUCAAAUGGGCCGUCACCUACCUCAUUCACCACCCGCAGGUGCAGAGGCGUAUCCAGGAGGAGCUGGACAGUAAGGUGGGUGUGGACCGGUCCCCUCAGCUCAGUGACAGAGGCAGUCUGCCCUACCUGGAGGCCACCAUCAGGGAGGUGUUACGGAUUCGGCCUGUGGCCCCUCUACUCAUCCCCCAUGUGGCCCUCAGUGACAGCAGCAUUGGGGAUUUCACAGUGAGGAAAGGAAGUCGAGUUAUCAUCAACCUGUGGUCUCUGCACCAUGACGAGAAGGAAUGGAAAAACCCUGAGCACUUUGACCCUGGUCGGUUCUUGGACAGCGACGGCACUGGUCUGAUCAUCCCGUCGUCCAGCUACCUUCCGUUCGGCGCUGGGGUCAGGGUGUGCCUGGGCGAGGCCUUGGCCAAGAUGGAGCUCUUCCUCUUCCUGACCUGGAUCCUACAGCGCUUCACCCUCUCCGUCCCACCGGGCCACCCUAUGCCCAGUCUGGAGGGCAAGUUUGGCGUGGUCCUCCAGCCUGCCAAGUACAAGCGACAGCUGCUUCCGUUAACCGGCGGCUCGAGACCACCGUGACCCCGCAACAACUCCCACGAAGAGGGCGACAACAACAUGCCGCGGUCUUUCCUCGUGAAGAAACAUCAUAGCAGUAAGAAACCGAACUAUGGAAGACUGAACUCAGAGACUGAGGAGGUCUCCUGCUGCACGCCCAAAGAUUCUCUCCUGCACAAUGACAUCCCCCCUCACCAUCAUUGUCCAGCACCAAGCCCACGGCUACAGCAGAGAGCCCAGUCCUCCUCCUCGUCCUGUUCUCUGUCUCUCAGAGCGGGCCGACUGCAUCUUCCAUCUUCUCCAAACGCCUCCCCUCUCUCCUUUUUAGGCCACUAUUCGGAGGCUUGCAGCAGGAGCCCCACAGAAGCCUACAAACCAGUCGAAUCCUGUACCAAAGUGAACCUGGAAAUCCAGCACGUUGCAGGAGACCACAGGAGGAGAGAGAGUCUCCUUUCUCCAUCCCUGCCUCUCCUGGCCCUCUUUCCAGCCAUCGCUCCCGGCGGCCAGGAGAGCUUUGAGUGUUUGGACUGUCAUAAAGAGCACUUUAGCUUCUCAGGCCUGGCCAAACACAAGCAGCUCCAGUGUGAGUGGAGCAGCAAGAAGUACUUCAGCUGUAAGUACUGCGAGAAGGAGUACGAUAGUCUCGGAGCGCUCAAGAUGCACAUCAGGACGCACACACUGCCCUGUGUGUGUAAACUCUGUGGAAAGGCGUUCUCCAGACCCUGGCUGCUUCAGGGACAUAUACGAACACACACAGGAGAGAAACCGUUCUCGUGUCUCCACUGCAGCCGAGCUUUUGCCGACCGAUCCAACUUGCGAGCUCACCUCCAAACCCACUCUGAAGUGAAAAAGUACCAGUGUACAAGCUGCUUCAAGACCUUCUCCAGGAUCUCACUGUUAGCCAAGCACCAAGAGGCAGGCUGCCCGCUGUCCUGACAGCCUGCAAACGUCAACCCACUCCAAAACAGUUUUCUGUAGUCUGACUGUAGGCUCAACAACAGUGACUCUGGGCCGACCUGGUAUGAUCGUGUGGAUCACAAAACUUCAUGUCUGAGCAGAGGAAAAAAGCUGUGCCGUGACACUUUGAGUUUAUGACAGCCUGUGUCUUCCAUCAAAGCAAUGGGCCCCAUUCACUAAUACGUGCACAGAAAUGUUCUAACUUCGCACAGAAAAUAAAUGUGCAAGCAAAAUUACAGUCGGAUUAAUGAAACAUGCACAUUGGCCAAUUUUGGUAGUACUCUCCUUACAGUAGUAAAUCAGAAUCAUUCUAAAUUGACAGCAUUUAGUUAAAAGGUGUGUUUUAUGGUCCUUCAAAUGUCAUUAGGAGCACUAAGAGGAGCCAGAGGAACCUGAUUGUUUCACAGAUUAGGAUAUAGUGAAAGUUUCAGCAAAUAUGACAAAAAGUCAUUUUUUAAUAAAAAGUUACCUACUGAAUGAGGCCCAGUGAUUUUACGGAAGAAGCUUGACAAAAUGACGUAUUAACAUGUGUAACUGCCUGUCAGAAAGCACUUGUUUAGUUACCCAAGUGUGUGUGUUACAAACUAACAUGUAUUUUUAUUAGUUUGCAAGUUUACAAUGCACAGAUUGAGAACGCUACAACUCGGCAACAGCCACAAAUGAAUGUUUAUGUUUGCUAACAGUGAUGGUGGAACUGACUGACCAGCACUAGUACUUUCAGUUGUUUCAGACAGUUACACUGUCUCAGGCAUUAUAGAGCCUUGUCACUCCCCCCGCUGUGAUAGGAUGCUCCCCCUGACCCCAUCUGAGACGAGAAUCAGAAUCAUUCUAAAGGUGGCAUUACAUGUAUGUGUCCCACCGUCGAUGUCUCCAGUAUAGGUCUGGAUUUAUAGUAAGGUGUCAGACUUCCAAUGCUGAUAUUACCCCCACAAUGAUGACACCAAUGUGUUGUAAAUUAUCAAGCUGUAUCAUGCUUUAAAGCUCCAGUGUGUAGGAUUUAAUUGCACCUAGUGGUGUAGUUGCAGAUUGAAAUUAUGCUGGUCAUGAAACAUGCAAAAAACGUGAGAGCAACUAUUUAGAGCCAAAUGUUUGGUUUGUCUGCUCUGGGCUACUGUAGAAACAUGGCUGACUCCAUGGAAGGCGACCCACCUGAAGAUAAAAAUGGUUCAUUCUAAGGUACAGAACAGUUCUUAUUUUCAGGUGAUUAUACACUAAUGAAAAAAACUGCAUUUUGUUUGAAAUGCUCUUAAACUGUCUGAAACUCCAGAAGUACUGGAAAAAACAUUAUGCUCUGUCAAAACAUGUCAUUGUUUGUAUUAAAUAUGUAUAAUGUAUAUUUUUGUAUUAAAGACGCUUGUUGACUUGAUGAAAUGUAACCCUGACCUUUUCAUGUACUUGUUUCAGUGUGACAAUAUGAGGAAACAAAUGGAACACUGGUGUUAGUAAGGUCAUAGGGAGGAAGGUUUCACGCUGGAAGUGAUAAAUCCAAACUUAAUUUAAUUCUAAACAAAUAUAGUUUCACAAUUAUAGUUCUAACCACAAUUCUUUUUGUGUCUUCUUAGUGACUAACAAAUGAACAACAGAGAGCAGAAGUGAAAUCAGAACUUCCUAGUUCUAUUCCAGAAGUAAGAAUCAUCAAAAAAAGAUAAUUCAAAAUCCCACUGAAAUUUGUAACUACGCCAAUAACUAAAAAUCCAGCCUGUGACAAGAGAGGUGAGUCUGUGGUGAGCUCAUUCAUGUCUAACAGCAGGACAGAGAGGAGAAAAUACAUGUUUUUAAAGUAAAAACUAAAACUGUCUUUAGAAGAGAGUGUUGGUGACUUGGGUACAUUUUCAUGCUGUAGUUUUUGUGUUCU
Messenger RNA from Dicentrarchus labrax (European seabass), 4480 nucleotides. RefSeq names its product steroid 17-alpha-hydroxylase/17,20 lyase (gene cyp17a1). Gene Ontology annotation, biological process: progesterone metabolic process; hormone biosynthetic process. The record is from RefSeq and is a predicted model, not a curated record. Gene Ontology annotation, molecular function: iron ion binding; heme binding; steroid 17-alpha-monooxygenase activity. NCBI's taxonomy places the organism in Eukaryota, Metazoa, Chordata, Actinopteri, Moronidae. The transcript is spliced from 12 exons.